Aspergillus tubingensis is the source of this 2121-nucleotide messenger RNA. RefSeq names its product putative AP-2 adaptor complex subunit beta. Gene Ontology annotation, molecular function: clathrin binding. Lineage: Eukaryota; Fungi; Ascomycota; Eurotiomycetes; Eurotiales; Aspergillaceae. The coding region runs from base 1 to 2121 and encodes 706 amino acids. The transcript is spliced from 6 exons. Gene Ontology annotation, cellular component: membrane coat. The record is from RefSeq and is a predicted model, not a curated record. Gene Ontology annotation, biological process: vesicle-mediated transport; intracellular protein transport.
AUGAGUUCCAGCGGGGGAGAUGCGAAGUUGUUCGCCAGAGGCAAAGUCGCCGAGUUGCGACAGGAGUUGAACAGUGGGGGGAAGAAGGACAAGAACCAUUCGGCCAAGAAGAUCGCGCUUAAGAAAAUCGUCGCCAAUAUGACCAUGAGCAAUAAUGAUAUGGUCGCUUUGUUCCCCGACGUGAUCGGUUGUAUGAACUUGCCCAGCCUGGAGAUUAAGAAGAUGUGCUUUCUGUUCCUCGUCAAUUAUUCGAGAGCGAAACCCGAGGUUGCGCUCAAGGCUUUGCCGUUCCUCAUCGAUGAUAUGGAGGACUCCAACCCUCUCGUGCGUGCCCUGGCACUACGGACCAUCUCCUACAUCCAUGUCCGCGAGUUUGUCGAAGCGACAGUGCAACCGGUCAAGCGACUGAUGAGCGAUAUGGAUCCAUACGUGCGCAAGACCGCCGCUUUCUGCGUCGCGAAGCUCUACGAGCACGAUAAGAAGAUGGUCGAAGCGUCGGAUCUGAUUGAUCGGCUAAACAGCAUGCUCAAGGACGAGAACCCGACGGUGGUUUCUAGCGUCCUGGCCUCCUUGGUGGACAUCUGGGGUCGCAGCGAAUCGAUCUCUCUGACUAUUGACUACACCAGUGCCUCGAAGCUCGUUUCGAUCUUACCAGACUGCUCUGAAUGGGGCCAGUCUUACAUCCUCGAGGCUUUGAUGUCCUAUGUCCCUCAAGACUCCGCAGAAUCCCUGUUGCUGGCAGAGCGAAUAGCCCCCCGCCUCUCGCACUCCAACUCUGCCGUUGUCCUGACCUCUAUCCGCGUUAUCCUCUACCUCAUGAACUACAUUGCCGACGAAAGACAUGUCACCUCCCUCGCAAAGAAGCUAUCACCACCCCUUGUCACCCUUCUCUCCAAGCCACCAGAGGUACAGUAUCUGGCUCUCCGAAACGCCAUCCUUAUCCUGCAGAAGAGGCCCGAGGUGCUCCGCAACGAUAUCCGCUGCUUCUUCUGUAACUACAACGAUCCGAUCUACGUCAAGGUCACCAAGCUGGAGUUGAUCUUCAUGCUGACCACCAAGGAGAACAUUUCCGUGGUCCUUGCAGAACUCCGAGAGUAUGCGACUGAGAUCGACGUCCACUUCGUGCGCAAGGCAGUGCGUGCCAUCGGAAAGCUCGCCAUCAAGAUCGAGUCCGCCGCAAAACAAUGCAUCGACACCCUGCUGGAACUGGUCAACGCGAAGAUUCCCUACAUCGUCCAGGAGGCGACGGUUGUGAUCCGCAACAUCUUCCGCAAGUACCCCAACCAAUACGAGAACAUCAUCGGCAACGUAAUUCAGAACAUUGACGAGCUCGACGAACCCGAAGCCAAGGCCGCCAUCAUCUGGAUCAUCGGCCAGUACGCCGACCGCAUCGAGAACUCCGACGGCCUUCUCCAGGACUAUCUGGCCACCUUCCACGACGAGACUGUCGAAGUCCAACUUGCCCUCCUCACCGCCACCGUCAAGUUCUUCAUCCAACGUCCCACCAAGGGCCAACAGCUCGUCCCCCAGGUCCUAAAAUGGUGUACUGAAGAGACCGACGACCCGGACCUCCGCGACAGAGGCUACAUGUACUGGCGUCUGCUAUCCACCGACCCCAAGACCGCAAAGCAGAUCGUCAUGGGCGAAAAGCCCCCCAUCAGCGCCGAAAGCGAAAAACUCGACUCCCGCACCCUCGAGGAACUCUGCCUCAACGUCGGCACUCUCGCCACCGUGUACCUGAAACCCGUCCAACAAGUCUUCCGCUCCGCGCGCACAAGACGCCUACAGUACAGCCCUGCCCUGCAGAAACCGAAGGAAGAACCCGGCACUGCCGUCUGGCAAUUCCCCGCCCCGUCGCAAUCCAACAGCCCCACCGCCGCCAUGGCUGCCAGCGCAUCUGCCCCCAGCGAUAUGAACGCAGCCGUCAGCGCUGCCGACAGCUACUUCAACAGUGUCGGCACCCAGCAAAUGGCUGCACUGGACCUAGGCGGUCGCGAAGACGGUGGUGUUGGCGGUGGUGGCGCCCCCCAGACGCAGUAUGUCGUUACUCAGAACCAGCAGCAGGUGUAUCAGCCGCAGCUGGCGGGUGGAGCAGCCACGGGUGAGUUGUUGUUGCUGUAA